AAGCAGAGAAGAGUCGCGAGACUUGGCUAGACCGCAUGCCUCCCCAGACCCCUCCCCUCCCUCCCGGCGCACCUUCCAGCCCAGCUUUCUUGGUGGCACGUGUAGUUGUUUUGGCUCAAUCUCACAUGGCCGCGGAAGUGCCGGCGCUACAAGUCCGCCCCCAAGAUGGCGGCACCCAAUGAAUGGGGUCGCGAUCCGCUUCUGCUCAGUCUCGAAGUAUAGCCUUUGCGGUGGUCUGCGGGGCCAUGGAGCGGCCUGGGUUCAUGGCUUCGCUGGUGGCUGGUGGGAUAGCAGGUGUCUCUGUUGACUUGAUAUUAUACCCUCUGGAUACCAUUAAAACCAGGCUGCAGAGUCCACAAGGAUUUAAUAAGGCUGGUGGUUUUCGUGGAAUAUAUGCUGGCGUUCCCUCUGCUGCUAUUGGAUCUUUUCCUAAUGCUGCUGCUUUUUUUAUCACCUAUGAAUAUGUGAAAUGGUUUUUACAUACUGAUUCAUCUUCAUAUUUGAUGCCCGUGAAGCAUAUGUUGGCUGCCUCUGCUGGAGAAGUGGUUGCCUGUCUGAUUCGUGUUCCUUCGGAAGUGGUUAAGCAGAGGGCACAGGUGUCUUCCUCUUCAAGAACAUUUCAGAUCUUCUCUAACGUCUUAUAUCAAGAGGGCAUCCGAGGAUUGUAUCGAGGCUACACAAGCACAGUUUUAAGAGAGAUUCCUUUCUCAUUGGUCCAGUUUCCCUUGUGGGAGUCCUUAAAAGUGGAUUUGCAGCUGUGGUCACCACGCCUCUGGAUGUGGCAAAAACAAGGAUCAUGUUGGCAAAGGUUGGUUCCAGCACCGCUAGUGGGAAUGUGCUCUCUGCCCUGCACGGGGUCUGGCGGACACAGGGGCUGGCGGGUGCUGGUGUCUACUUGCUGUCAUGUGACCCGGCAGCGCCAGAAUUCCGGCAGAGGAUGGGUGUCGCGAGCCUUCCUUUCCGGGGCCCUGGACAGAUUAUUUGCAGGUGUCUUCCCUCGAACGGCAGCCAUCAGUCUGGGAGGCUUCAUCUUUCUUGGUGCUUAUGACCAAACCCGCAGCUUGUUAUUGGAACUUGGCAGAGGGAGCCCCUGAAUCCAGGACGGCCCCACAUGCACCUCUGUCCAGAAAGGGGGCUGCUGUGCGCACGGGCUCCCUUCCGGCGAGCAGCUGCUUGCCCAUCUGAACCGCCUGCACCAUGCCCCUGUGUGUGAGGAUAGGACCUUGAGGAUGUCUUGCCUGCUCCAGGCUGGCUGGAACGCCAACUGCCACCUGUCUGCCAGAGCGCCAAGAGGACCGUGUCCACAGCGGUACUUGCGACCAUUUUCUCAGAACCCGUUAAUAAAUAAGUUUGGUGAUGCCGA
Neofelis nebulosa (Clouded leopard) is the source of this 1363-nucleotide messenger RNA. RefSeq names its product solute carrier family 25 member 26 (gene SLC25A26). The record is from RefSeq and is a predicted model, not a curated record. The transcript has 10 exons. Gene Ontology annotation, biological process: transmembrane transport. Bases 183 to 1094 code for a protein of 303 amino acids. Gene Ontology annotation, molecular function: S-adenosyl-L-methionine transmembrane transporter activity. Gene Ontology annotation, cellular component: mitochondrial inner membrane. Lineage: Eukaryota; Metazoa; Chordata; Mammalia; Carnivora; Felidae.